AUGUCACAGACGAUGCGAGCAGUUGAUAUCAAAAACACCACCGGCCCAGCCUCAUCCCUCUACAUCAACCCUUCCAUCCCCAAACCUGUCCCCAAGGAAGGCGAAGCCCUCGUGAAGAUUAAAGCGUUCGGUCUCAAUCGCAUGGAUCUGCUUCAGCGAGAGGGCAUGUAUCCCGUUCCGCCGCAGGCGUCGAAGACCUUGGGGGUUGAGUUUGCUGGGUGGAUUGAGGGGGAUGCUGCGGAGGGGUUUCGGGAUGGGGAUGAGGUUUUUGGGUUGGCUUAUGGUGGCGCGUAUGCCGAGUUCAUUGCCGUGAGCACGCAUAUGCUGAUCCAUAAGCCGAAGGAAUUGAGCUGGGAGGUCGCUGCUGGGAUGCCGGAGACAUGGAUCACCGCCCUCCAAGCCAUUCACUUAAUCGCCAACUUCCAGCCUGGCGAAUCCAUCCUCUGGCACGCCGGCGCGUCCUCUGUAUCCAUCGCCGGCAUUCAACUCACCCGCUCUCUCGCUCCUUCAUCGAAAAUCUAUGUCACUGCUUCUUCCUCCGAGAAGAUCGAGUUCUGCAAGUCCCUAGGCGCAACAGACGGAUUCAACUACAAGACCUCCAACUGGUCAGAAGAACUCCUGAAGGCUACGGAUGGUAAGGGCGUAGACGUCAUCAUCGACUUCAUUGGCGCGAGCUAUUUUCAGGGCAACCUCGACGCCGCAGCACGAGAUGGGAGGAUUGUGCACCUGGGGAUGAUGGGAGGGACGAAGUUGCCGGAGGGGACGGACAUUGCGGCGUUUGUGAAGAAGAGGGUUAGUUUUCUGGGAAGCUCGUUGCGGAGUAGGGACCCGGAGUAUCAGGGCCGCUUGAGGGAUUUGCUUGCUGAAGAGGUGGUGCCGAAGGUUGUGAAGGGGGACUUGGAGGUGAAGGUUGAGAGGGUGUUUAGUUGGAAGGAUGUUGUGGAGGCGCAUGGGGUGAUGGAGAGGAAUGAGACGAGGGGGAAGAUUAUCCGUCGCUUAUCGCUAAGGUCAGAUGAAGAUGAAUUGUUUGGCUCUGCAGUCUCAAACGGCCUAAUGGCGGGUAUGGAAAGCCCCGAAAUGUUUCGUAAAGCUGCCGACGGCGCCAGGUCGGAGAAUAAAGCGGUUACUUAUAAGAGGAUGCAAUUCAACGAGCUGCAAAUGGCUUUAUACGCCUCCACACUACUGCUUUUCCUAACACAACUCGUCACCAGCACACCUCUCACGCAACCGUUCAACGCAACCAAUGGACUUACAGCCAACUGCCUCACCUCCGACAAAUUCACUCGCAAGGGCUGGAUCCCCGUAGACUGCUACGCAGCCAGCUACCUCAUCUACAACGAACAAGUACGGCAAGGAAACCCGGACGUGUCACGCGAAUUCUACCCCAUCGGCACCCCCCAUCCUCUCGCACAGUCCCAUUAG
Bacidia gigantensis is the source of this 1422-nucleotide messenger RNA. RefSeq lists its product as uncharacterized. The transcript is spliced from 7 exons. Gene Ontology annotation, molecular function: oxidoreductase activity. Lineage: Eukaryota; Fungi; Ascomycota; Lecanoromycetes; Lecanorales; Ramalinaceae. Bases 1 to 1422 code for a protein of 473 amino acids. The record is from RefSeq and is a predicted model, not a curated record.